AUGGAUUUAUUACAUCCUCCUUUACAACCCCUCCAAAUUCACCCAAAUAUGAAUUCUGUGGAGGAACAUUUUAAAAACUUUUCGAGACGUGCUCAACGUAUUUGCCAUGAAAACGAAAGAAGCAAUCUUCUCGCAUUGAUGAGAUUAGUACUAAAUUCUCUUUUGGACGAUCAAAUUCGAGGCACUCGAAUAUUGGACUUGGUAGAAUCUCAAGUAAUUAGUGAUUUCUUCAUUAUAUUCGAAAAGUGCCUUUGGCAUGGGUUUAAAGUGCCAGGUUUCUUUUUUAAUUUUAGCCUUAACUCUGUAAUGUCGUCGUGUACCAGGCCCCAUUCUCCUUUUCAAAAUUAAUCCUUUUGAUUAAUGGGGAGAUUCAGGUUCGUUGCCUGGCCGCAGUUGCUGAAUUCUGCUAAAAGCCUUUGUGGUUGGUCCGAUUAUGCUAAAAAAUAUAAAAAGUGGAAUUUGGGAAGCAAAUCUGGGCAUUAUUAUACCUUGAAGAAUAAAACUUGUGAAGGAGAAAGGGGCCGAUAAACGACUAUAUGACUUUCUAAAUCUCUUAAAUUUCCAAGUUUUAGCUUCUUCCAU
Meloidogyne enterolobii is the source of this 582-nucleotide messenger RNA. NCBI's taxonomy places the organism in Eukaryota, Metazoa, Nematoda, Chromadorea, Rhabditida, Meloidogynidae. The record is from the annotation of a GenBank genome assembly.